CCGCAGCCACAGUAACCAAAGCAGCGUGAGCGCUAGGCUGGAAGCGCGGUGCGGCGGAGAGCAGAGGGCGGCGGUGCCCGCCCUAGUCGAGCUGAGCCGAGCCUAGCGCGCAGCCGGACCGCCACUGCUGCUGCCUGGCAGAUGCCAUCACAGCAACAAAGAGCUCGCUGAGCUGAGAGCCACGGCGAGAGCUCGCCUGGAAGGCAGGGCACUGGUUCCAGGAGCUGGGCUGCAGCCUCAGGAAGCUCGUGAGGGGUCUGGGGGAGGAGUGGGGACAGAAGAUGGCCAAGAAGAGAAAGCCCCCCAGCAUCAAGGGUGAUUCAGCAACAUUUGAUCCAGAUUUCAAGGGACCUAUUGCUGACAGGGGUUGUACAGAUGUUCUGUGCUGCAUAAUCUUCAUACUGUUCAUCAUUGGCUACAUUCUUUUAGGACUGAUAGCCUGGGUACAUGGCGACCCCAGAAGAGUGGUGUAUCCUACAGACAGCAAGGGCCACUUUUGUGGCCAGAAGGGCACCCCCAAUGAGAACAAGAGCAUUUUAUUUUAUUUUAACAUUUUAAGCUGCACCAGUCCCUCCGUUUUGAUAAACCUACAGUGCCCUACUACACAGAUCUGUGUCUCCAAGUGCCCAGAAAAAUUUUUAACUUAUCUGGAAAUGCAAUUUCCAUACAAAAUUAACAACAGCUCUUGGGCAUAUUAUAGCCAGUUCUGCAAGUCCCCUAUUACUCGGCCUGCAAAGUCUCUCUCAGAAAUAGUAAUGAAUGAUGAUUGUCCAACAGCAAUUUUCCCAAGCAAACCUUUUCUCCACAGAUGUUUCCCUGACUUCUCAACUAAAAAUGGCACUUUAACAGUAGGAAAUAAGACAACAUUCGAAGAUGGGACGGGACAGAUAAGAAGCACUAUGGAACUCAGGGCAGCUGCCAGUAAUAUAAAUAAAAUCCUUGAUGCAAAGGCAAUUGGAAUGAGAGUGUUUGAAGACUACGCAACAACUUGGUAUUGGAUUCUCAUUGGCCUGACAAUUGCCAUGCUCCUCAGUUGGAUGUUCCUGCUGCUUCUGAGGUUCAUAGCUGGAUUACUCUUCUGGGUCUUUGUUUUGGGUGUGAUUGGAAUUAUAGGUUAUGGAAUAUGGCACUGUCACCAGGAGUACAGCAACCCCCAGCACCCAAAUUCUCACCUAACCAUUUAUGACAUCGGGUUUCGGACUGACAUAAGGAUGUAUUUACAACUGAAACAAACAUGGUUCGCAUUUAUGGUAAUACUCUGCAUCCUGGAAGUGCUUGUCAUCCUCGUGCUGAUUUUCCUUAGGACCCGGAUCCGCGUCUCCAUAGCCCUGCUGAAGGAAGGGAGCAAAGCCAUUGGAUAUGUUCCCAGUACAUUAAUUUAUCCGGUUUUAACUUUCUUUUUCCUCUCGAUCUGUAUUUGCUACUGGGCCGUGACAGCAGUUUAUUUGGCUACAUCAGGGGUACCCAUAUACCAAAUCGUAACUCCAGGUGGACAGUGUAAACAUGACAACAGAACCUGUAACCCAGCGAUUUUUAACAAAACUGGAAUUUCCAAAGCUUGCCCUGGUGCUCAAUGUAACUUUGCCUUCUAUGGUGGAAACAGCCUGUACCAUCAACAUAUCACUACCUUCCAGAUGUUCAAUCUAUUUGUUUUUCUCUGGCUUAUAAACUUUGUCAUUGCAUUGGGCCAGUGUGCCCUUGCUGGUGCCUUUGCUUCUUAUUACUGGGCCUUGAAAAAACCUGAUGACAUCCCACCACAUCCACUUUUCACUGCAUUUGGACGAGCCAUACGAUAUCACACAGGAUCCCUAGCAUUUGGAUCUUUAAUUCUGGCAUUAAUUCAAAUGUUUAGAAUAACCCUAGAAUAUUUGGAGAAAUGUCUUAAAGAUAACCAGAACAACAUUUCUAAAUUUCUGCAACAGUGCCUGAAAUGCUGUUUGUGGUGUUUGGAAAAAUUGGUCAGGUUUUUGAACAGAAAUGCCUAUGUUAUGAUUGCAAUAUAUGGCAAAAACUUCUGCAGGUCAGCAAGAGAUGCUUUCGAUCUGCUGCUAAGAAAUAUUUUAAAAGUUGUCGUUAUGGAUAAAGUUACAGAUUUUGUACUAGUCCUGGGGAAACUUCUCGUUGCUGGUUGUAUAGGUGUCCUGGCCUUUUUACUCUUCACACAGAGAAUUUCAAUCAUUAUACAAGGACCAACAUCUUUAAAUUACUACUGGAUACCUUUGCUGACCGUCGUUAUUGGGUCUUACCUAGUUGCACAUGGGUUCUUCAGCGUCUAUGCAAUGUGUAUCGAUACAAUUUUCAUCUGCUUCUUGGAAGAUUUAGAAAGAAACGAUGGUUCUACUGAAAGACCCUAUUACACGAAUCAGUCUCUGCUGAAGACUUUGAAGGCGAAAGGCACACGAACUAAGAAGCAGUAGAAGUGCAAACUCUGAUCACCCUGCAGCUGUGUGUUUGUUACCUUUUCCUCAUCUGCUAUGUUUGUGCCACACUCGUUUCAUAAGUGCUUUGAGUUUGGAACACUAGUCACAACCUUGUUGGCUUUAUUUGCAUGUUUUAUACCAAAGCUUAUACUGUAAUACGUGAAGCCAUCAGAAGUCACAAGGGAAUUGUUAAUAACAUGGAACAUUUUUAUAAUAGGGUCUUUUGUUUUGUGAUUCAUUUUUAAAUAGAGUGGCUUGGAUGUUUCAAAAAUACUAGUGAAUGUGUCAAUAUUCUUUUAAAUAUUAGAUAGAAAAAUGAUACAUUAUUUAAAUUGAUAGAUCCUAACAUAUUUUAAAAAUUAAAACUAAAAAAAAACUUCUGCAGGGAAAAUUGGUACACAAAGCAAAGCAGAAAAUUUUGAAGUUUUUCCCACUCCUGCUUGACGGUAAAUUGGUAAAAGACCGCCCGGCUCCAGAUUUUGCUCUAAGUAUAGAAUGUUUCCUAUUAAACAAAUUGCCAAUCAUCCAGCCUUUACUACUUCAUCCUCUCUGACAAAGUGCCUUACUGGCUGUUUAAUAUUACCCAGCUUUUGUAGGCAAGUUUACAAACAUUGUUUAAAAAAAAAAUACCUGCAAUGUUAGUGAUUAAAACAAGUCUUCUUGCAUUUGUUUUCCUCUUAGCUCACUGGUUGGAAAUCAUUUGUCAUUUCAGUGUGUUUGAUAUCCUCACUACAUAGAGUACAGUUUGCAGCAUAAACAAAUUCCUUUGCACCUAGUGGACAUUCUUGAAUGUGUGUUACACGCUGAAAGAACACUGGUUGGGUUU
Messenger RNA from Phyllostomus discolor (pale spear-nosed bat), 3246 nucleotides. RefSeq names its product solute carrier family 44 member 5 (gene SLC44A5). Gene Ontology annotation, molecular function: transmembrane transporter activity. Gene Ontology annotation, biological process: transmembrane transport. The record is from RefSeq and is a predicted model, not a curated record. NCBI's taxonomy places the organism in Eukaryota, Metazoa, Chordata, Mammalia, Chiroptera, Phyllostomidae. Gene Ontology annotation, cellular component: membrane.